Messenger RNA from Metarhizium brunneum ARSEF 3297, 1713 nucleotides. RefSeq lists its product as uncharacterized. Gene Ontology annotation, molecular function: transcription cis-regulatory region binding; DNA-binding transcription factor activity, RNA polymerase II-specific. Gene Ontology annotation, cellular component: nucleus. The record is from RefSeq and is a predicted model, not a curated record. Lineage: Eukaryota; Fungi; Ascomycota; Sordariomycetes; Hypocreales; Clavicipitaceae. Gene Ontology annotation, biological process: regulation of DNA-templated transcription.
AUGUCGACGACCACGCCCUCCGCCUCUCCGGAGCAGCAAUCAGCCAGCUCCCCCAGCCAACAUGAUUCUUCAAUUCUGUCUCAGAGCAUGUUGAGUGCCGGAGACGAAAGUCCUGCUCAGGGUGCCGAGAUGGAGAAGCAUCCCAAGGGCAAGAGGAAGAGGACCGCUGCCAAGGACAAGAUGAUCCUGGAGGAGGCGUACCGAAGCAACCCCAAGCCCGACAAGCAGGCGCGUCAAGACAUUGUAGAUCGCGUCUCGCUAAAUGAGAAGGAAGUCCAGAUUUGGUUCCAGAACCGCCGCCAAAACGACCGAAGGAAAUCGCGUCCACUUUCCCCCGAGGAGCUCGCCGCUCUUCGCUUUGGUGGCAUGCACCACGUCCCCUCGUCAGAUCCUGCCAUGUCUCGCAUCGACUCGGACAGGUGCUUCCAGUCUUCGGAUCCGGCUUCUUCGCGGUCCGCUGCCGACCACCAGGGAUCCGUGUCACCGCCAUUGACGACGAGACAGACCAGACCAGAGCUGACUAGGUCAUAUUCCGAUGCAGCCAUCGUGACGCCUCGAACUGGGGGAAUGGGAAGCCAUAUCGAUACGCUACCGCCACAAAGCCAAGAGGCGCCAUCCUCGCAGAGGAGUCAGGAUUCUGAGUCUAUGAGACACUCCUUCGCCAGCUCCGUCGGGUAUCUGGCUAAUCGCUGGAACUUGGGAAGCUCAUUUUCAUCACCAUCGACAUUAGGCCACGGUGAAGAUGAACCUGUUAGGUUAGAGUCUCUGCCUCACUCAGCUUCGUUCAACAAGACACAUAGCCAGAGCAAAUCUCAGUCCAAUGUACGGCUCUCUCUGUCUCUCGAAGGAAAGGCAGAACUCAUCUCCAACCUUGUGUCUCCCACGCGCCCCGAAUCCGCAAGGACAUCCUCGGUAGAUUCAUCUGGUCCCCAACCGCGACAAAGAACAGGCCUGUCUCGAAGCCAAUCCGCUCUACCAAGCAUCACGCUGCCGCCAAUCUCCGCUCUUACCAACUCCUUACCACCCCGUCUUGUACGAGGUCGCUCCCGAGACGUCCAUGCGUGGGAAUCGUGCGCUGAUUCCGAAAGGCGCGACGAAUUGACCGCCCAGGCGGAGAACGAGUCCAACGGCUCGGCAGUUGCCGCAAUAAGCCUGCUCCGAUCGUCUAGCGGGAUUCUACAACCCAGCUCGACAAAACGCAACGCGUCGCUGUCCAGGCCCCAACUACAGCGUCAGGCAAAAAAGGCCAAGCUUCACCGAACAGCCUCAACCUCUGUACGCCUGGAAUCCGUCGACGCUGACACAGAAAAGAAAGAUGUCAGCAGCAAGGUCAACGUCUCUAUGCUUGUGUCUCCUACCGACUCUGACAAAGAGAACUGGUCUCCCGACGAAGAUGGCAACGCACAUGCUCAUCUUCUCCAUCACCGCCGCCGCCCUCUCCCCGCCGUACCAGCAACCAAGAUGCAAAACCCUCGCCGUCUAGGCCGCGUCUUACAAGACCACAAAGGGCCUGCAAUGCUCUCUAAUCGGUCUCAAACCGCACCGUCUCCAUUGAGUUCGAAAUCUACCAUUGAAGUAUUCGACGAUGCUAAGCAGAACUCUCGACAGGAUGAUGUCGAGAAGUUCAUGCGCGGGGAUGUCAGCCCCAGCAAGAAACCAGACAUGGACUGCAUCGCUGGCCUCUUGUCCCUAAGCCAAGGGGCGUGGAGAUAG